This is a messenger RNA of Osmia lignaria (orchard mason bee), 2425 nucleotides long. It is a transcript of the gene Ppt2, whose product is annotated as palmitoyl-protein thioesterase 2. Gene Ontology annotation, cellular component: lysosome. The record is from RefSeq and is a predicted model, not a curated record. Gene Ontology annotation, molecular function: thiolester hydrolase activity. Lineage: Eukaryota; Metazoa; Arthropoda; Insecta; Hymenoptera; Megachilidae.
UUGAUUAAACGCAAAAAAGCUCCGAGACCUAGGGCUCCCCGCGUUGCGCUCUGGUAUGGCGUGGCUGCGUUUUUUCGCCACCCUCCGCCAUCACGGUGCUCGGGUUUGAGUGUGGAAUUGGAUUGGCCGUCUUUCCUUCUCCGCUUUUCUCGUUCCCCUUUCGCUUCUUUUCCCUCUUUCGACGAGAAAGAAACGCUGGAAGCUUCAAAGCUUCUCGGGGACUCGAUUACAGCCAGCAUGCGACAUCAGAAAUACGUAAGCACGUUCGUUCCCAGGUAUUCUUUCCGAUUAAAUUGUUGUACGAUGUUCUAAUCUCUUAGAGAAAAAGGAGAACACUGUUUUUACUGGUACCAAAUUUCAUUCAAAAUAUAAUCCUUGAUCUAUUUAAGUAAUUAUGACCAGAGACGUCUAUGGUACUCUUUAGGUUCUCCUAAAAAAGACAUCCAUUCCGCUUUUUUCAUAACGUGAAUGACUCGGCAAAUUCAAAAGAUUGCUUUAAUAGAGGUGUUCUUUAAAAAUACCCUUGAAAGACACUCAGUAUUCUUGAAUAGACCCUCUGGAAAAUUGCAACACAUGGUGUUAACAAAAGGAUUGUCCUUUUGUAAAGCCAUGAUAAUCGAGGGUAAGGCUGGUCGAAACAAUGCGACAAACAUCCUCCAAACGUGAGGCGUGAGUUUCGUAGGGGUGAUGUCAGAACACGGUGAUAUAUGGUUAAAGUAAGCACGGGAAAUGGCACGUGCCCAACCAUACAGUUCCAAAAGGAUUAGGGACCUACUACAUUCUGCAUCACGUUAUUUGGAAACGCUGUUGGAUUCUUUUUGCCGCCGUUGACCCUGGCCUAUCAAUCAAACCUGGUCAUAUCUAGCACAGUUAUAGAACCAAUUUUUCUAAUUGAUUUCUUCCAUUUCCUGAGGCGCCUGAGUGGUGGUCUUUGAGUUAAAUGAAUUUUAAAACUUUUACAUUUUUGUACCUCAAUUGCCUUGAGAUUAGACAAAAUUAGAUCAUGAACGUACCAAACAAUUCUAUUUUCUUAAAAAUAGAAUUAUCAUUGCACAAUGACACACUGUAGUCUUCUAGCUGAUUCUUUCUGAAGCAUAAACACAUGCCUGUCGCUGAUAAAGUAAGUUUCUUCAUUUCCAACAACAGAUGUUUGGUCGUUUCUCAGAAAAUCGAUUCUAAAAGCAGCACUCUCACUGCUCAGAGCGCAGGGCGACGAUAGUAAUGCUCCAAUCAGAAAUCACAACAAUGCACAAAGGAACAGCUGUUUCUGACAACUGCAGUUCCAAAGGAAAGCAGUUAUAAGCUGGAAACGCUGCGUUGCUCUUGAAGCGUCGUUCAUUCCUUACAAGUGUCAAUGGCUCUCCUAAAUUACAGACCGUUUGAUUUCUUCGCUUUGUUUUUGAUUGUAAUUAAUAAUGUCGUCGAAGGUUAUCGUGCCGUGGUCGUUAUCCAUGGUGUGCUCACUGGGAGCGAUAGCAUGGAACUUAUCAGCAAUAGAAUUCAAGAAAUGCACCCUGGAACUGAGGUUUAUAACACGCCAAGGUAUGCAGGAUGGAGUAGCCUGGAGCCAAUGUGGCGACAAGUAGAGGAGAUAGGAGUGGAUGUCUUGUCCAUAGGAGCUGCAUUCCCUGAAGGAAUACAUCUAGUAGGCUAUAGCCAAGGUGGUUUAUUAGCUAGAGCCAUAUUGCAGAGAUUUCCUAAGCAUAAUGUUAGGAAUUUCAUUUCAUUGAGUUCCCCACAGGCUGGUCAAUAUGGAACUCGUUUUCUGCAUUUAUUUUUCCCUGAUCUGGUAUGUGAAACUGCUUAUGAACUUUUUUAUUCCAAAGUUGGACAACACACAAGUAUUGGGAAUUAUUGGAACGAUCCACAUCAUCAGAAAUUAUAUUACAAGUACAGCAAGUUUCUUCCAUAUCUGAAUAAUGAAAUAAAUAUGACAAGGAAAUCGACAGACUUUAAGGAAGGUCUUACCAAACUGAAACGUAUGGUAUUGGUCGGAGGACCCGAGGAUGGUGUUAUCACUCCAUGGCAAAGCAGUCAUUUUGCGUAUUACGAUACUAACGAAACUGUAAUAGAAAUGCGUGAUAGAGAUAUUUAUAAGGACGAUUUAAUUGGAUUGAAAACAUUGGACAAGAGUGACAGGCUCACUCUCAUCACGGUACCAAAUGUCCCUCAUUAUGAAUGGCACAGAAAUGUAUCUAUAGUGGAUGACUAUUUAUUGCCAUAUUUAGAUUAAUGUAUUUUAUUAGAAGUGACUGAUGCCAUAUCAAAGGGAUCUUAAAUAAAACGAAGAUUUCGGGAAUCAUGACAAUUUGGGACUGAAAUUUUGUAUACUAAAUAGGAGAAAUCGUGUAUAUAAGAUCAUUUAGUAAUAAGAUACUUCUACACAUUUUCAUGUAUCAAUAAAAGUUUACUACCUCUUUCAUUA